AUGAACUGGGAGCUGCUGUCAGGGUCCAUCCCCACGGGCCCGCUCUCUGCCAUCAAGGAGAAGAUCGCAGAGAUCAACCGCCAGCUGGACGACGCUAGGUCAGCGCUCGCCCAAUCGGAGAAGGAGAAAGCACAGCUGGCCGCUGAGCUGGCCAAGGUGCGAGGUGACAGCGGAGGGGGAGCAGCUGCAGGGGGAGCGGCUGCAGCAGCAGGGGGGAGUGCAGCAGCAAGGUCACCUGGGUUCGGGCUGUGCAUGGCGACAACAGCGGAGAUGCGGCGCUAUCUCAACUACACCAAGCGUGCCGCCUGCCCCGACGACUGGCGCUUCGUGGAGCACCUCCGCUUCGCCCGCAACUGCCUGCACCUCCCCCGCCGCCGCUGCCGUGCCACUGCUCUCACUCCCCCAGAUUUCCAAGAGUACACUCUGGGUUUCCCGGCGGCUGUUUUUGCAAAGGAGGCCCUGAGAGACGAGAACGUGCGGUGGGGGGAUGGGAUGCGGUGCGGGUCGUAUAAGGAGUGCGUGGAGGUGAGUAAGGAGGAGGGCGCGGUGUGCAAGGGGUGCUUCGACGUGGAGUCGGAGCAGCACUGGUGGGAUAAGAGCGUCUCCGGCACCAUUCCCCUCAAGGCUUUCCUCAAGCUCAAGCCGCCAGGGGCGCUGAGGAUCGGGCUGGAUGUGGGAGGUGGUACGGGUGGGUUCGCUGCGGUGAUGGCUCUGCACAACAUCACUAUAGUGACGACUGGGAUGAACACGGAUGGUGGGCGGGAAGACGAGAAAGCCGUCCCGUACAUGCAGACCAUAGCCCAGCGUGGUCUGGUCCCACUAUACCUCCCGCACUCGGCUCCGCUCCCGUUUUUCGACAAUACUUUGGACCUCAUUCACACGCUCAACAGCAUUAAGUACCCGCACUUAGCUGAGUUUGAGGCGAUGCUGUUCGAGUGGGACAGGGUGUUGAGACCGGGCGGGCUGUGGUGGAUGGAGAUGUUCUAUGCGCCCGACAAGGACAUGAAGGCGUAUGUGCAAGCGUUGGAGGCGUUUGGGUAUGGCAAGCGGUACUGGAGCCUGGGGAGGAAGCAGCGACCUUCGGAGCGGAAAGGAAAUCACUUUGUGCUGACGUGCGUGCUGGAGAAACCGCUGAAGCUGCAAGGGUGA
This is a messenger RNA of Closterium sp. Yama58-4, 1149 nucleotides long. NCBI's taxonomy places the organism in Eukaryota, Viridiplantae, Streptophyta, Zygnematophyceae, Desmidiales, Closteriaceae. The record is from the annotation of a GenBank genome assembly.